AUGAUCCUAUGGCUAAACCUGGUGUCCUUAAUAGCAAUCCUCAGAGGAGUGCAGUCUCAAAUCCAGUUGGUGGAGUCUGGAGGGGAUGUGAGAAGACCUGGAGGGUCCCUCCGUCUCUCCUGCCAAGCCUCUGGAUUCUCCUUCAGCAGCUAUUGGAUGUACUGGGUGAGACAGUCUCCAGGGAAAGGACCAGAAUGGGUGGCCCACAUAACUAAUCGCUCACCUCCUUCCCCUUACUACUCAGACAAAGUGAAGGGACGCUUCACCGUCUCCAGGGUCAAUACCAAAAGCCAGCUGUAUCUGCAAAUGAACAACUUGAGGACACGACUCUCUAUUACUGUACUACACCCACCAACACAAAGUUUGCACACUUUCCCAAAAUCUUCUACUGUCAGUUCCCUUCCAUUCAUUGAAGGGAGCAAAAAUGGUCCUGGGGUUAAACUUAGUGUCCUUACUAGAGGCUACACCCCUAACACAAAGUUUGUGCACUUCUCCAAGUCCUUUGCCAUCAAUUCCCCUCUAGUCUUUAGAGAGAGCAAGAAUGGGUCUGUGGGUCAAUGUGUUAUCCUUACUAGCAGUCCUCAGAGGCUACACCCAAAAUACAAAUUUUGCUCACUGUCCCAAAUCCUUUCCUGUCCAUUUCUUCACUUCCUUACAAGAAGCAAAAUGUGGUUAAACUUCGUAUCCUUACUAGUAGUCCUCAGAGGAGCCCAAUCUCAAGUACAGUUGGUUGAGUCAGAGGGGGGUGUAAGAAGACCUGGAGAGUCCCUCCAUCUCUCCUGCCAAGCCUCUGGAUUCACCUUCAGCAGCUAUUACAUGAACUGGGUGAGACAGGCUCCAGGGAAAGGACUGGAAUGGGUUUCUACAACUGGCGGUUACUACUUAGACAAAGUGAAGGGCCGCUUCAUCACCUCCAGGGAUGAUGCCAAAAGCCAGCUGUAUCUGCAAAUGAACAGCCUCAAAGCUGAAGACACAGCAGUCUAUUACUGUGCUAGAUACACAGUGAGAGGAAGUGAAUCUGAAGCCUAA
Molecule: messenger RNA, 1029 nt
Organism: Crotalus tigris (Tiger rattlesnake)
Lineage: Eukaryota; Metazoa; Chordata; Lepidosauria; Squamata; Viperidae
Product: immunoglobulin gamma-1 heavy chain-like
Exons: 6
Coding region: 1-1029 (342 amino acids)
Biological process (GO): innate immune response; B cell receptor signaling pathway; phagocytosis, engulfment
Cellular component (GO): external side of plasma membrane; blood microparticle; immunoglobulin complex, circulating
Molecular function (GO): antigen binding; immunoglobulin receptor binding
Source: RefSeq, a predicted model, not a curated record